AAGCCAAAUGAAGUCAAAUCGAAGUUUUAGCAUUAGCCCGCAGCUGCAGCUGAUUUUCCUCCUAUCUCCUUGAUGUGGGCAUGUAUGGGUGUGUUUUGUUCGCAGAGGUUCAGUGACACUUGUGAUUUUCUGUAGACGCGCGCACCGGGACUUUUCGCACGUUCGUCUGACACUCGCAGAGUUAUGCAGAGCGUCAUUAACACCGUGAAAGGCACAGCCCUCGGCUUCGCCGACAAGCUUACGCCGAUUCUCAAGGAAUCCAAGUUUAAGGAAACUGGGGUCAUCACACCGGAAGAAUUUGUGCUUGCUGGAGACCAUCUUGUGCACCACUGCCCAACUUGGCAAUGGUCAGCUGGUGAAGGCCUGCCAGCCAAGUCCUAUUUGCCACCUGACAAGCAGUUCCUUGUCACCCGGAAUGUGCCAUGCUACAAGCGCUGCAAGCACAUGGAGUACAGCAUGGAGCACGAGAAGGUACUUGAGGAAGAAGGUGAUGAGGAUGGUGGAUGGGUUGACACCCACCACUAUGCAGAUGCAGCAUCAUCGGGUCUAGCUGAGCAGGUUCAGGAGAUGACUCUCGAGCCUAGUAAAUCUGGGGCAACACCGGCUGCGACGCAGAGGCUAGGCUGUGGGGAUGACGACGAUGACGAUGGCGACGACGAUGAAGAGGCUGCUGACAUGGACGCCUUCGUGGAGAGUGGACUGCUGGAUGCGGACGACACGGCAACGGUUGUGAAGAAAGUCGAGGCCACGGACAAGAGUCUUGCUGCCGGAGGUGAGGGCGAACCUGGUGAGGGCACCAUCGUAAGCACCCGCACCUAUGACCUCAACAUCACCUAUGACAACUACUACCGCACUCCACGGCUCUGGCUAUAUGGCUAUGACGAGAACCGACAGCCGCUGAGCAUGGAGGCCAUGUAUGAGGACAUCAGCCAGGACCACGCCAAAAAGACGGUCACCAUGGAAGCCCACCCUCAUUUGCCGGGACCUCCGAUGGCCUCUGUUCACCCUUGCAGGCAUGCCGAGGUGAUGAAGAAGAUCAUCCAGACUGUGACCGAAGGCGGCGGUGAACUGGGCGUCCACAUGUACCUCAUCGUGUUCCUGAAGUUCGUGCAAGCUGUCAUCCCUACCAUAGAGUACGACUACACCCAGAACUUUGCCAUGUGAAAUUCAAGCAGUUGAUGGCGCCGAGCUCAUUUUAAAUUUCUCUGAGGAGACUCGGGGGCACAGACGACGCUCACUUUCUCUUUUUUUAUUAUUUUUUUAAGCCGUAUUACCACUGUUGCAGCAUAGGAGGGUGCAGCACUUCUGGUAACAUGCACUAGCAGUACCGUUGCGAGUCAAGAACUGUUGUUGGGGGCACGUUGUGUUUUGUCUGUACCUUGGUUGUAUUCUCUGUCACUCCAGUUUGUGGCUCUCUAUAAAUGCAUGUGUGUUGGGCUUGUGCCAAUUUGUGUGGAGGAUCGUGGAGCAUCACAGUGCACAGUUUUCUUAUCUGGCAAAUACCUACUUGAUCAGUUGUCUGUCCCCCAAAGUUCCUACACUGCUUUUGAAAGUGUUUUAAGGUAUUGUGUAAGGCGUUCGAGAGGUUGUUAUUGCAGAGUGUAACAAUGGCACAUACAUUGCUGCAGCUUAUGAAACCUAAUAUACAGAUGUUACAGCUUCACUUCAUUGCUCACUUGCCAGGAAGAUAACAGAUUAGAACAAACAUGUAGAAAAACACGAUAAAUGCCGUUUAUCUCUGCAAGCAAUCUUGUUGGAGGAUGUUUUGAUAUCUUCUUGCUGUAAAGAGCCCUCGUCUUUGUGCCUGCUGUAAAGGCACAAGUCUUGCCUGCAAACUCCAUUCACUGGCGAUUUUAGGAUUUUCACUGUGAUUUUUCUGAAAUAAAAACAAUGAUGCAAAUGAA
Messenger RNA from Rhipicephalus sanguineus (brown dog tick), 1904 nucleotides. It is a transcript of the gene Atg3, whose product is annotated as ubiquitin-like-conjugating enzyme ATG3. Bases 184 to 1164 code for a protein of 326 amino acids. Gene Ontology annotation, cellular component: cytosol; cytoplasmic ubiquitin ligase complex. The transcript is spliced from 9 exons. Gene Ontology annotation, biological process: autophagy of mitochondrion; nucleophagy; autophagosome assembly. The record is from RefSeq and is a predicted model, not a curated record. Lineage: Eukaryota; Metazoa; Arthropoda; Arachnida; Ixodida; Ixodidae. Gene Ontology annotation, molecular function: Atg8-family ligase activity.